GGGCUGGGAGUGGAGGAGGAUGGAGAGCAAUUCCACGGCUGGAUCCUUCCUCCCUCUGCAGCAGUUCAGCGUGGCGGACAUAAUUGUCAUCGCGGUUUAUUUUGCCUUAAACAUAGCAGUGGGAAUAUGGUCCUCGUGCAGGGUAAACAGGAACACGCUGAGCGGCUACUUCCUUGCAGGCAGGAACAUGGCUUGGUGGCCUAUCGGAGCCUCCCUCUUUGCGAGCAGCGAAGGAUCUGGGCUCUUCAUUGGGCUGGCAGGAACGGGAGCUGCGGGGGGCAUCGCCGUCACCGGAUUUGAGUGGAAUGCCACCUAUGUCCUGCUGGCACUGGCGUGGGUGUUUGUGCCUGUCUACAUCUCUGCAGGGAUCAUCACUGUGCCCGAGUACCUGCAGAGGAGGUUUGGAGGUGAGCGGAUCCGCAUGUACCUUUCAGGCCUCUCGCUUCUGCUGUCUGUCUUCACCAAGAUAUCGACUGACCUGUACUCUGGGGCCCUGUUUGUGCAAGUCUGCCUGGGCUGGAACCUCUACCUUUCCACCGUCCUGAUGCUGGUGGUCACGGCUCUCUACACCAUUGCAGGUGGCCUGGCGGCUGUCAUCUACACCGAUGCGCUGCAGACUCUCAUCAUGGUCAUUGGCGCGGUCACCUUGGCUGUGAAAGCGUUCGGUGAGAUCGGGGGGUACCAGAACCUAGAAGAAGCUUAUCUAAAGGCAGUCCCAGCCAAGAUCAUCCCCAACACCACAUGCCACCUGCCCAGAGCUGAUGCCAUGCACCUCUUCCGAGAUCCGGUCUCUGGGGAUCUGCCCUGGACCGGCAUGACGUUUGGGCUGUCUGUCUUGGCCACAUGGUACUGGUGCACUGACCAGGUCAUUGUUCAGAGGUCUCUCUCUGCCAAGAACCUGAACCACGCCAAGGCCGGCUCCAUCCUGGCCAGCUACUUGAAAAUGCUGCCUCUGGUUGUUAUCAUCAUGCCUGGGAUGAUCAGUCGGGUGCUGUACCCAGAUGCCGUGGCCUGCGUGGACCCCACCGAGUGUGCCCGGGUGUGCGGGGCUGAGGUGGGCUGCUCCAACAUCGCCUACCCCAAGCUGGUGGUUGAGCUCAUGCCCAGCGGGCUGCGAGGACUGAUGAUCGCAGUGAUGAUGGCUGCCCUGAUGUCCUCCCUGACCUCCGUGUUCAACAGCAGCAGCACCCUCUUCACCAUGGACGUCUGGAGGAAGGUUCGGCUGGACGCUGGGGAGCGAGAGCUGUUGCUGGUGGGCAGGCUAACCACAGUGGUGCUGGUGGCCAUCAGCGUGGUGUGGAUCCCCAUCCUGCAGAGCUCCAGCGGCGGGCAGCUCUACAUCUACAUCCAGUCCGUGACCAGUGCCCUCGCCCCACCCGUCACAGCCGUCUUUGCCCUGGCGGUGUUUUGGAGACGGGCCAACGAGCAGGGAGCUUUCUGGGGCCUGAUGGUGGGGCUGGCAGCCGGCCUGGCCAGGCUGGGGCUGGAGUUUGCUCACCCCACGCCGCGCUGUGGCAUCUCCGAUGAGCGCCCCUCCAUCCUGAGGGACAUCCACUACCUGCACUUUGCUGUCCUGCUCUGCGCUCUCACGGCCGUCGUGGUGGUGGGGGUCAGCCUGCUGACCGACCCCCCCAUGGAGUCCCAGGUCCAGAACCUCACCUGGUGGACCCUUUCCCAGCGGCGCCCCGCACCUUCCCCGGCCAAGGUGUUGGCGGGGAAUGGUUCGUUGCGGAGAGGGAAGGAGGGUCUCUCUCCUUCUGCCACAGGUUCCCAGGAGGGGUCUCCCUGGAGCUGUCCCUGCACGGACUGCAUGUCCUGGCCCCGGGGGGUGACGGCCGAGGGACCCCCCGCAACAGCCCUGAGGGACACCACAGAGACCCCUUUCUGGUCCAGCAUCUGCUGUAUCAAUGCCAUCCUCCUGAUGUGCAUCAAUGUCUUCUUCUAUGCCUAUUUUGCUUGACUGUCCCCUGCUCAGCCAGGCUGGGGCUGGGACGCGCUCAGGAGCCUGGGAGGGAGGCUGCCAGGCCGCGGGGGCGGGGGGCAGGUCGAGGGAACCGUGCUUCUCUCAACUCCCUCUGGGCACUGGAGGGGUUUGGAGCCAGGGAGCUUGUCCAUGGCCCUGUCGGGGCUGCCAGGGGCACCGUCCUCAGAGACCCCAGAGGCUCUCAGUGUUUGCUUCGUACUACUUUCAUAGAUUCAUAGAUGUUAGGGUCGGAAGGGACCUCGAUAGAUCAUCGAGUCCGACCCCCUGCAUAGGCUUUGGAGCCAGGGCGGUGUCAGGCAGCGUGAGGACCCAAGGGAUCGAUGCCUGGGGUGACUGGGGAGAUCACCAGGACUGUUCUGCCCUGGAUACAAACCCCAUUCAUUGCCCCCAGCCCUCUUGGGAGCCCGGGGCUCCCCCGUCCUGCAUGGCAUGCCUGGUUCUUUGUACGUGACCCUUGAAGGAUGGAGCUGGGGGGUCUCUGGGAGUGAAACCCUGGGUCUGCUCUGGGUACCACUGCCGUCCUGGAGCUGGUGAGCACUGCAGCCAGUCUUCUCCGAGCCCUUCUCCUUCACUCGCCCCCUUG
Alligator sinensis (Chinese alligator) is the source of this 2567-nucleotide messenger RNA. It is a transcript of the gene SLC5A10, whose product is annotated as solute carrier family 5 member 10. The transcript is spliced from 15 exons. Bases 20 to 1960 code for a protein of 646 amino acids. NCBI's taxonomy places the organism in Eukaryota, Metazoa, Chordata, Crocodylia, Alligatoridae. Gene Ontology annotation, molecular function: D-glucose:sodium symporter activity. Gene Ontology annotation, biological process: transmembrane transport. Gene Ontology annotation, cellular component: plasma membrane. The record is from RefSeq and is a predicted model, not a curated record.